CAGAAGCAAACCAGCUACAAUGAACACAUUUUGCUAUUCCUAUUAAGAGUACAAAAAAAAAAAUAAUAGCUGAAAUUCUUCUCUAGCUUUUAAAUGCUUUUGUUUAGGUGAGACAUGGAAUUCAUUAAAACUGCAUUAUCAAUUAAGAAAUGUGCAGGAACGAUUAGCUUAAAACCUGGUAGAAAAAGAGCGUAUUGACAACCGAGAAACAGAACUUCCUUCUCUUUGACAUGACAACACAUCCCCUCACCAACAACAACAUUAAGCAGCGCCUCAUCAAGAAGGUGCAGGAAGCCGUUCUCGACAAAUGGGUGAACGACCCUCACCGCAUGGACAAGCGCCUGCUGGCCCUCAUCUACCUGGCCCACGCCUCGGAUGUCCUGGAGAACGCGUUCGCGCCCCUCCUGGACGAGCAGUACUAUUUAGCCACCAAGCGGGUGCGGCAGCUCCUGGACUUAGACCCCGAGGCGGAGUGUCUGAAGGCCAGCACCAACGAGGUGCUGUGGGCAGUGGUGGCCGCCUUCACCAAGUGACCCUGCGCAGAGCCGAGCGUCCUCCUUUCUCUCACCGCAACCAGUCGUUUUUUCCUCCAGGGACUUCUGGUUUUCUGCAGUUGGUACUUCCCACACUAUAAUUGGCUUUUGUUUUAUGAAGUGGUGGGUGGCUUUUCCUGUUGUGGGUGUGUACGUGCAGGAAGCUGCUGGUAUGAGAGACCUUUCUGUUUAGGUUUAGGAGAAAAAGUUUUACCGCCUAUUGACAUUUCAUUCCUUCUUGAGUUCAAGAGAGUUGCCAUUCUCACUGUAAUAGGCUUUGGAUUUUUGUUAUUGAAGCACAGUUUGAUUUACAAUGUUGCAUGAGGUUCAGGUGUACAGCAUAGUGAUUCAGUUAUACG
Molecule: messenger RNA, 892 nt
Organism: Kogia breviceps (pygmy sperm whale)
Lineage: Eukaryota; Metazoa; Chordata; Mammalia; Artiodactyla; Physeteridae
Product: Golgi phosphoprotein 3-like
Biological process (GO): Golgi to plasma membrane protein transport; retrograde vesicle-mediated transport, Golgi to endoplasmic reticulum; Golgi organization
Cellular component (GO): cytosol; trans-Golgi network; Golgi cisterna
Molecular function (GO): phosphatidylinositol-4-phosphate binding
Source: RefSeq, a predicted model, not a curated record